Molecule: messenger RNA, 527 nt
Organism: Siniperca chuatsi (mandarin fish)
Lineage: Eukaryota; Metazoa; Chordata; Actinopteri; Centrarchiformes; Sinipercidae
Gene: ndufa5
Product: NADH:ubiquinone oxidoreductase subunit A5
Exons: 5
Coding region: 94-444 (116 amino acids)
Biological process (GO): respiratory electron transport chain
Source: RefSeq, a predicted model, not a curated record
UUUAUAUGGAAGCGGUUGUAUUCACGGCGUCACAAAAAAACGUCAUAUUUACUGGCCGGAAAUCGUAGUCGGGCGUCCUGUCCGCAGAAAAGAAUGGCUGGGCUGCUGAAGAAGACGACCGGCCUGGUCGGCCUGGCAGUGUCCCACAAUCCACAUGAGCGUCUGAGGAUUCUGUACUCGAAGAUCCUGGCGUCGGUGCAGACCAUGCCACAGGACGCAGCCUACAGGAAGUACACAGAGCAGCUAGUCAACGAGAGGUUCAACCACGUCAAGAUGGAGCCUGAUGUUGAGAAGCUGGAGAAGAAGAUAAACUGUGGGCAGAUUGAAGAAGUCAUUUUCCAGGCGGAGUGUGAGCUGGCUCUGUCCAGGAAGAUGUUGGAGUGGAAACCAUGGGAGCCGCUGUUGGAGGAGCCUCCUCCCAACCAGUGGAAAUGGCCUAUCUGAAUACACCUGUGCAUACUGUCUGUGUGCUCCAUACCCCUGCUUCUAAUGAAGUACUGUACAAAUAAAAGUCAUGCAAAUAUUUC